This is a messenger RNA of Stylonychia lemnae, 3453 nucleotides long. The record is from the annotation of a GenBank genome assembly. Lineage: Eukaryota; Ciliophora; Spirotrichea; Sporadotrichida; Oxytrichidae.
AUGAGAUCCGCUUUUUUAAUUAGUGCAAUGUCUCUGCUCUAUGCAUUUAUACAGCCGACAAUUGGUUAGCAGCUUCGAUGCGAUGAAGGGUAAUUCUUAGAUAAGUCUAGUUCGAUGUGUUUACUUUAUAAUGUGUUCAAUCUUGUAGAGAGGGAGAAUUCUAAAACUAAGUUGACUUUUAAGGAAUUCCUUUCAAAUUUUGUAGAACAUUACGAAAUUCUUAUAAAGGAAAAUACAACAGCAACAUUGUAUACAUAGGGAGUGGUUCAGGUUAUAGACUCUAUAAACUUAAUAAUCAGAUCAUACAGCACAGAUGAUGAUUCAUAAAAUGGUAUAUAUGCUUUCCUUGAUGUUCAUUGUCUAAAAUCCUAUCAUCAAAAUAAUUCUACUCUUUAUUCACUUAUGAGCGAAUAAAACUAUGAAUUUUUAGAAGUAACUGAGCAAUAUAUAAACUACUAUGGAGAGAUGUACUCAAAGAUAAAUCAAACUGAAUAUGAGACUAUUAUCGACUUUUAAAGAUCAGUAUUUUAUCUGAUAAGAUCUAACAUAACCAUUCAAAAUCUUAUUAUAAAUAGGGAUAAAUAUCAAACUAUUUCAGAACCAAUGAUCUUAAUAAACACCAUAAAUAACGUCACUAUUGAUAGAAGUACAUUCAGUACUUAUACUAAAUUAGGAGAUCCGAAUAUAAAUAUAUUAAUGAUUGACACUGCUGAAAAAUGCAUCGUAAAAGAUAAGGACGAUAGAAAAUUAAGAAUUUUACAAUUUAGUAACAACUACAUAACUACAAAUGUUUCAAACACAAAUAAUGUCAUAUCACUUUUUUCUAUUGCCAUAAACUAGAAUGGAGAUUCCUAAAGACCAUUUAUUUAAAUUAUUGAGAAUAUAACUGCAGAGAAUGUAAUUACUCACUCUGAUUUCUUCAGGAUAGGUUCUUUUCUGCCUGAACUAACCCUGAGUAAUUUUUAUUUCAAUAAUGUUCUUUUGAAUACUCAGUAAACUUUCGGAGUUAAUGCAACUAUUAAUGGAAUUUUGAAUAUCAAGAUGGAUCAUUUAUAAAACUCUUAAACAGCGAUUAAGCAUUCUACCGCUCCACUUAAUGCUAUUUCAUAAUUCAAAAAUUUGCAUUUCAUGAAUAAUUCCCUGUUCUAAAAUGCUGCCUUUUAAAUGGAUAGAUCAUAUUCUAUGCGACCAAGUUAAACUUUAAAGCUACAUAAUAAGAUUGGAUGUUCUAGAAAUCUAUUAAGAUACUCAAAACUCUUUUCUAAAAAAUAUAACAAUGCUUUAAUCAAAGUUUAAUCAAACAGUGAACUCAGUAUUACAAACUCUAACUUUGUGGAAAAUUUCUCAAAUUCUAGAGGCAGUAUUAUCCUUGGAGAUUUUUAGAAUACGGUCUCUUAUAUUCGAAACACAACUUUUAUUAGAAAUUAUGCCUAUGAAGGUGGAGUUUUCUAUACUUGGUUUGGAAGUAGCCUUUAAUUUUACAACUGUACUUUUUAUUAGAACUUUGCUUUUAGAGGAGGUAUUGGUAGUGUCCUUAAUUAAGAUCAGCCUUCUUCAUUUAUCAAUUCAAUGAUCCAAUCUAACGAUUUGGUCAGCUUUCAGGAAGCAAAAGAAAAAUUAAACUUAGAUUAAGCAUUCAUUACGUCAAUAGAGGAGAGAUAUCCAAAUAUUUACUAAUUGAGUUCAACUAAAAGUUAUUCAAAACUUUACAUUAGCAAUUCAACAAUUAAACAAUGCAAAAUUGAUUCCUAUCUCGGAAUAAUGUUUUUAGAUGCUAGUUACGCAUAAAUUGAUAGUUUGAGCUACUAUGAUAAUGAGUUGAAUUCCUAAAGAAUCAUUCAAAUAUUAAGAAGUGAUUUUUUUCAAAUCUCGAAAUCAUCUUUUGACCAAAUAGACACAAAAUUAAUUGAGGGAACAGCUUCAACAAUAAGUAUCGUUUUUACUAAUGUAACUGGAUUAAAAACUUUUAGAAUUGAUAAAAUUUAUUCUGACUUCAUAGCUAUUAAAGGUGAUAACUGCAUAGUUUCAAUAUAUUAAAGCUAAUUUUCAAAUCUCAAAUCAGAAAUUUUUGGUGGAGUCAUUUAAAUGCUAUAAGGAAGACUGGAGACCCGUCAAUCUAUAUUCUCAUUCAACACCGCCUAAAGUGCUUCAAUUUGUAAUUACACUAUCGCUAAUUCUACAUUUGUUUAAAAUGUUGCUACCUUGCAAGGUGGUGUACUUUAUUACAAUAAGUUUAGACCUCUUUCGCUUGAGACUAAUAUCUACAUAGAUAAUAUAGCUCCUUAUGGACCAUAAUUUGCUAGUUAUCCAUUUUCAGUCUAAAUAAAAGAAUAGUAUUUUUCCAGCGUAGCUAGUGGCUAAAUAAAUAGUGGAUAUAUUUUAGCAGAGAUAAUAGAUCCUGAUGGACAAGUUUUAAAAAAUGAUAAUGAAAAUGUUAUCUAAAUAACUGAAAUUGAGGGAGACUCAACCUCUGUAGUUGGAUUAAGAGAAUUGAAAGUUUAGAAUGGACAAUCAAAUUUCACAAAUUUAACAUUUAUAGCUACCCCUGGUUCUUAUCAUGUUCCAUUCAUGAUCUAUUCGCCAAAAUGUGAGCCUGGUUAUUUUUCUCUUUAAUAUAAUCAAGAGGAAUGCUUUGAAUGUCCUGACCACUCAGAUUGCCUUGGAGGAUAUCAAAUAAGUGUAAAUCCUGGACACUGGAGAUCUAAUUUCAACUCAACUAAGGUAUUAAAUUGUUUGAAUGAAAAAGCAUGCAAAGGUGGUUUAUAUAAACUUAAUGAUACAAAUUACAACGCCUUGUGCUCUUUCGGUUAUGGGGGAAAUCUUUGCGAUAAAUGCUAUCCUUAGAAUGGAACAAUCUAUUCGAGGUCUUUCUCAAAUGAUUGUGAACCAUGCCCAGAUCCAAUAAGAAAUACAAUAAUUAUUGUCUUGAUAAGUCUUGGUAUCCUACUCUAUCUUCUCUUGCUCAUAGUGAUGAAUAUUAAAGUAAAUAAUCAUCAUAAAGAAACUUCAGUUGUACUUAAAAUAAUGACAAACUUCCUUUAAGUACUUACCACGACUAGCUCACUGAGACUUGAAUGGCCACCAGCAAUGAUAAGUUUUUAUGAAAUUUUUUCAUAAGUAGGAUAAUCUACUGAAAACCUAUUGUCCAUAGAUUGUUUCCUGAAAGAGAGUAUUCCAGUGAAUUCUGCAAAUAGUUUGAUUUACUUCAAAACAUUAGUAGUAGGAUUUAUGCCGAUUCUAGCUUUUUUAUUCUACUUCGCCCUCAUGUUUAUUUAUAAAAAGAUUAGAUAAACAAAAAAGUAGUAAUUAAAAAGAUGGUUGAUCAUAUCAGGAAUUAUGGUGAUUUAUUUUUUACAUCCAACUAUAACUAAAUAUGCUGUUGGGAUUUUCUUUUGCAUUGAACUAGAAAAUGGAGAGUAUUGGUUAUCUUCUGAUUUAGAAGUCUUCCAUUGA